This is a messenger RNA of Plectropomus leopardus (leopard coralgrouper), 1052 nucleotides long. The record is from RefSeq and is a predicted model, not a curated record. NCBI's taxonomy places the organism in Eukaryota, Metazoa, Chordata, Actinopteri, Perciformes, Serranidae.
AUGUGGUCAACAACACGAUCCUCUCCUCUUAGGAUUAAAGGUGUCAGUCCCAAAGUGAUGAAGGUGAUCCAGAUGUUGAGGCUGAGGAAGAUCUUCAGCGGCGCCUUCGUCAAAAUCAACAAGACCUCCGUGGCCAUGAUGAAGAUGGUGGAGCCUUACGUGGCCUGGGGAUUUCCCAAUUUGAAGUCUGUUCGUGAGCUCAUUCUGAAGAGAGGACAGACCAGAGUCGGCAGGAGGAAAGUUCCUCUCACAGACAACACUUUCAUCGAGCAGCACAUGGGUAAACACGGCAUCAUCUGUUUGGAGGACCUGAUCCACGAGAUCUACUCUGUUGGUAAGGGCUUCCGGGCGGCCAACAACUUCCUGUUGCCUUUCAAGCUGUCGGUGGCUCGCCACGCUGCCAGGGACAAGGCCGGGCUCCUGAAGGACCUGGGAAAUCCCGGAUUUCGAGACACAGACAUUAACUCUAUCAUCAGACAACUGAACUGAGGAGGAACACGUGCAAGAUGGACACUUGGCAGCAUCUGUAAGGAUGCUUUAUUUAAGGAGCAAAUGCCAACAACAAAAUAUAAAUGGUUUUGUGUCUUUGGUGGAAAAGCUGAUGGCUUUCAGUCAUAUUUAACAUAAAUUUAUCUGAACACGUUUGUCUGGUUACAAGUUAGGAGACAUCAGAAGGACCGAAAGGAGAGUCUCUUUGACUUGAGUUUGAAUAAUCUCACGUGGUGCUCCUGAGUACGGACUAACGGAAGCAGUUUUGCUCUUUGGUGAAAGUGUAACAAUAUUUUGUAUCACUUGAAAUUUAAAAUACAUUUUGUUAAAGGUUCUUAGUUGCUACACGCUAUAUUCCUCCUUUAUAUUCCUCAUGUUGUCAGAGGAAUGGAUCAGUCCUGGCUGCAUACAGUAGGAGAGACUUAUUGAAUUGACUCAUCUGGAUGAGCUGUCCUGCGUGCAGGAGCCUCCAGCAAAAACUACAGUGAAUUAAUGUACUACAUUUAGUAGUUUUCAGUAUGAAAAAAACAGUUUAAUGUUGAUUUAUGAUUUUGUGUUAAUAC